UUUCUCUCUCUCUCUCUCUCUCGGCUUCCCUAGGCUGAGCGUUGCCUGAUGUGGAAGUAAACAUGUCGGUGACAGGAGGUGGCCAAAGAGGCUUUUAUUUCAACACAGUCCUGUCACUGGCACGCUCUUUGGCCGCCCACCAACCUACGCCGGUGGAAAAGGUCCAGAAGCUACAAUGUAUGUGUCCAGUGGAGGUGCGUGGUGUGUUCACACUGGAUGUGCGUCGCAGAGAUGCUGUCAUAGCGCUGGCUGUGUUUCUAGUGGAGUCGGGCUUACAGCACAAAGACAUAGUUGUUUCCUACUUGCUGAGCCUACUGAGAGGCCUCCCGCGAGUCCAAUGGAUCGAAGAGAGCUUGGGAAAGAAAGGAAAGGACAUUCUCCCAGUUUCUGAAAACUUCAGCUUCUGUUUAGUGACUCUUUUAGCAGAUGUGGCUCAGAGGGACCAGGACUCCAGGCAAGAGAUCUUGGACACCAUCAUGGAAGUCAUGCAGACAUUGCAGGAAAUGUGCCAAACACCUGAUAACCAUGACAAAGUCUACCUGUGCAGACACAUUGUGCCCAGCCUGUUCGGCAUGACACGAGCUUUCGGCCGCUACAGUGUCACUGCCGAAGCCCUUUUGUCCAAGUUGUUCCCCAAAGACACGCCUCAGACCCAUUACGUCACAGAGGAAACAGAGGGUGUGCGGCGUCGAUCCUUCAAUGACUUCCGCUCUAUCAUUCCAUCCUCCCUGCUGACGGUUUACCAAAAUGACACGCUGCGUCGACACCCUGCAGCUAAUCCUGACUCGUCUGCACAGGUUUGUGCAGAUGUAGGAGGAAACUCACCCUGCUCUCCCACAGCACUUGGCCCACAUUAUUUUGAAGGUGCCUACCUCCCCAACAGCACAGUAGUGGAUCCUGACUACUAUUUUUCCACCAUCAGCUCCAGUUUCUCAGUGUCUCCUCUCGUCCUGGUAACAGAAGAAAAUGAGGUUGAAGUACCCGUUGAUCUUCUCCAGCAGUUCCUCAGCAUGGUGAAGGUUUUUGUUUCUGAGUCUUUUUUGAAAACCCUUGACACCACCAUGGCUGAAGCGACAGAGUCUAACCCUGGAAUCAACCUCUAUUACAAAACCUUCAGUGACCCUCUCUAUGUAUGUGUCUUCAAAAUGCUCCGGGACACACUAUACAACAUGAAUGCCUUGCAACCAGCAUUUGUGCGAGAAGUCCAUGACUUUGUUCUGGAGCAAUUUAGCAGCAGUCAAUCGGAGCUGCAACGAGUACUUCAUGAUGCGGGGGGGUUGCCAGGGGAACAGAGCCCCCUCAAGCUUCGUUGCCAAGCCAACGCUGCCUGUGUGGACCUCAUGGUGUGGGCCGUCAAAGAUGAGCAAGGAGCUGAGAACUUGUGCAGCAAACUGACCGAAAAGCUGCAGUCAAAAACUUCAAGUAAAGUCAUCAUUGCUCACAUGCCCCUUCUCAUCUGUUGCCUGCAGGGCCUGGGGCGUCUGUGUGAGAGGUUUCCUGUGGUGGCUCAUUCUGCUACAACAUCUCUCAGGGACUUCCUCGUGGUUCCUUCCCCCGUUCUCAUAAAGCUCUACAAGUACCAUAGCCAGUACAAUGCAGGCACAGGAGAAAUCAGGAUCAACGUGACCAAUGAGCAUUCUCAGUCCACACUGAACGUUCUGUCCAACAAGAAAGACCAGCCGUCCAUGUACGAGCAGCUCCGAGAUAUUUCCAUCGACAACAUCUGCAGAUGUCUAAAAGCUGGCUUGACCAUGGACAAUGUCAUUGUGGAGGCCUUUCUUGCUAGUCUGUCUAACCGUCUUUACAUUUCACAGGAAAAUGACAAGGAUGCUCAUCUCAUUCCAGAUCACACCAUUCGGUCGCUGGGCCACAUCGCCGUGGCUCUGAGAGACACCCCUAAAGUGAUGGAGCACAUCUUGCAGAUCUUACAGCAAAAGUUCUGUCAGCCUCCUUCCCAGCUGGAUGUGCUCAUCAUAGACCAGCUGGGCUGCAUGGUCAUUACAGGAAAUCAAUAUAUCUACCAGGAAGUGUGGAACCUGUUUCAGCAAAUCAGUGUGAAGGCCAGUUCAGUCGUCUACUCCGCUACCAAGGACUCCAGAGAUCAUGGCUACAGGCACUGCUCCCUGGCGGUGAUAAAUGCGUUGGCCAACAUUGCUGCCAACCUGCAGGGGGAGCAGCUGGUGGAUGAACUCAUGGUGAACCUCUUAGAACUUUUUGUCCAACUUGGCUUGGAAGGGAAGCGAGCCAGUGAGCGUGCAUCAGAUAAAGGGCCAGCGCUCAAAGCAUCGAGUAGUGCUGGGAAUCUCGGUGUUCUCAUCCCAGUGAUUGCUGUGUUGACCAGACGGCUUCCACCCAUUAAAGAGGCUAAGCCCCGCCUCCAGAAGCUCUUUCGAGACUUUUGGUUGUACUCAGUGGUCAUGGGUUUUGCUGUGGAAGGAUCAGGGCUGUGGCCCAAAGAAUGGUAUGAGGGUGUUUGCGAGAUUGCCACCAAAUCUCCUCUCCUGACCUUUCCCAGUGGAGAGCCCCUUCGCUCCGAACUGCAGUACAACUCUGCCCUAAAAAACGACACAGUCACACCGGCAGAGUUGAGUGAGUUACGAGCGACCAUCAACAACCUCCUGGACCCUUCCCCUGAAGCAUCUGCCCUCAUUAACAAGCUGGACUUUGCCAUGUCCACAUACCUGCUCUCGGUCUACAGAUUAGAGUACAUGAGGAUGCUUCGGUCCAAUGAUCCAGACCGCUUUCAGGUCAUGUUUCGUUACUUUGAAGACAAAGCGAUCCAGAAAGACAAAUCUGGAAUGAUGCAGUGUAUCAUUUGUGUCGGUGACAAGGUGUUUGAAGUAUUCCUCCAAAUGAUGGCUGAGAAGCCGAAGACCAAAGAGCACGAGGAGGAACUGGAGCGUCAUGCCCAAUUCUUGCUGAUCAACUUCAACCACACACACAAGAGAAUCCGCAGGGUGGCAGAUAAAUAUCUCUCUGGUUUGGCAGAGACAUUCCCACAUCUGCUGUGGAACGGCCGUGUGUUGAAGACCAUGUUGGACAUUUUGCAGACCCUCUCAUUGUCUCUAAGUGCGGACAUCCACAAGGACCAACCAUACUAUGACAUUCCAGAUACCCCAUACCGAAUCACUGUUCCAGACACGUAUGAAGCCAGAGAGAGUAUAGUAAAGGACUUCGCCGCACGCUGUGGUGAGAUCCUGAAGGAAGCAAUGAAAUGGGCUCCUUCAGUCACAAAGUCCCACCUACAGGAGUACUUGAACAAGCAUCAGAACUGGGUGUCAGGUCUGUCCCAACACACGGGCCUGGCCAUGGCCACAGAGAGCAUUCUGCACUUUGCAGGCUACAACAGGCAGAGUACCACGCUGGGCGCUGCUUUCCCACAGACCACCCAGCUGACAGAGAGACCAGCAUGCGUGAAAAAAGAUUACUCCAACUUCAUGGCAUCACUCAACCUGCGCAACCGCUACACUGGAGAGGUGGCCGGUAUGAUCCAGUUUUCUGAAGCGACACACAGUCAGUCAGACCUGAACAAGUUGAUGAUCGAGCAGAUGACGAGUGCUCUGGACAGCCAAGAUCCAGAGGCCUUCACCCAGGCCAUGUUCAAGAUGGCUGCCUUGCUUAUAAUCACCAGAAAGUGUAACCCUCAGCUGCUGCACCAUCUGUGUUGGUCGCCCCUGAAGAUGUUUACAGAACACUGCAUGGAAACAGCUAUUGCGUGCUGGGAGUGGCUUCUGGCUGCACACAAUGGUGUUGAAGUGCCAUUCAUGCGUGAAAUGGCAGGCGCUUGGCAGAUGACGGUGGAGCUGAAGAUGGGUUUGUUCUCCGUCACCAAGGAGGAGGCGGGCCCUUUGGCUGUGUCAGAGGAGAGCCAGCCUGCACCCUGUGCCCCUGAUGUCAUCCCUCACUUUCUGUGGAUAGAGUUUCUAGUGCAGAGGUUCGAGAUAGCCAAGUACAGCAGCUCAGACCAGGUGGAGAUUUUCACAACCAUCCUACAGAGGUCACUGUCUCUGAGUGUUGGAGGAGCUAAAAACAACUUGAACACACAUGUCGCUGCCAUUGGACCAAGAUUUAGACUGCUCACUCUGGGUUUAACUCUUCUUCAUGCCGACGUGGUGACAAACACCACCAUCAAAAAUGUACUUCGAGAGAAGAUCUAUUCCACAGCUUUUGACUACUUCAGCGUCAAUCCAAAAUUUCCCACGCAGACCGACAAGAGGCUGAGAGAGGACAUCAGCAUAAUGAUCAAGUUCUACGCCAGCUUGCAGUCAGACAAGAAGUAUCUUGCUGCCACCCAGCUGGUUCCCCCAGAUCCACAAGACAUGUCUGUGAACAGCCUGUCUGUGAUGGCAGUGACAGACAGCCGCAGUAACCUGGAUGCAGCCAUGGGUCAGAGGCAGCAGGUGGCUCAGGGAUGGAUUAACACCUACCCUCUGUCCUCUGGGAUGUCUACCAUAUCCAAGAAAUCAGGACUCUCCAAAAAAAGCAACCGAGGCAUUCAACUGCAUAAGUACUACAUGAAACGUCGGACCCUUUUACUGGCUUUACUGGCCAGCGAGAUCGAGCGCCUGACCAUCUGGUACAACCCCUUGUCAACUCAAGAACUGGCUAUUGCCACAGAACUGUCAGUGGAGACCAGCAUUGCCAACUGGAGGUCCAAAUACAUCAGCUUGACGGAAAAACAGUGGAAGGACAACGUCAACCUGGCGUGGAGCAUUGCUCCUUACCUGGCGCUGCAGCUGCCCGCUAGGUUUAAACACACUGAAGCGAUCGUGUCUGAGGUGACUCGGCUGGUGCGUCUGGAUCCAGCUGCUGUGUGUGACAUUCCUGAGGCAGUUAAGUUCCUGGUGACAUGGCACACGAUCGACGCAGACUCUCCCGAGCUGAGUCACAUCCUAUGUUGGGCGCCUGCAGAUCCACCAACUGGACUGUCCUACUUCUCCUCCAUGUACCCCCCUCACCCCCUCACAGCACAGUACGGGGUCAAAGUGCUCCGCUCUUUUCCUCCCGACGCCAUCUUGUUUUACAUUCCUCAGAUUGUCCAAGCACUUCGUUAUGACAAGAUGGGUUACGUGAGGGAGUACAUCCUGUGGGCCGCUCAAAAGUCACAGCUACUCGCCCACCAGUUCAUCUGGAACAUGAAGACCAACAUCUACCUGGAUGAGGAGGCCCACCAGAAAGACCCCGACAUUGGCGAGUUGUUGGAGCAGAUGGUGGAGGAGAUCACCAGCUCCUUGUCUGGACCAGCCAAGGACUUCUACCAGCGAGAGUUCGAGUUCUUCAACGAGAUCACCAAUGUGUCUGCCACAAUCAAACCUUUCCCCAAAGGGGAGGAGCGGAAAAAGGCCUGCUUGGAAGCCCUGUCCCAAAUCAAAGUCCAGCCUGGCUGCUAUCUACCCAGUAACCCGGAGGCCAUUGUCAUAGAUAUAGACUACAAAUCAGGGACCCCAAUGCAAAGCGCUGCCAAAGCUCCUUACCUGGCCAAAUUCAAAGUAAAGAGAUGUGGAGUCAGCGAGCUGGAAAAAGAAGGUCUGCGAUCUUGCUCCAACUCUGUGGAUGAAGAGAAAAGUCAAGAGGAGGUCAAGAAAAUCUGCUGGCAGGCGGCCAUCUUUAAAGUGGGCGACGAUUGCAGACAAGACAUGCUGGCUCUUCAGAUCAUCAGCCUGUUUAAGAACAUCUUCCAGCUGGUGGGCUUGGACCUCUACGUGUUCCCUUACAGGGUGGUGGCCACCGCUCCAGGAUGCGGCGUGAUCGAGUGCAUCCCCGACUGCAAGUCUCGGGAUCAGCUUGGCCGCCAGACGGACUUCGGCAUGUAUGAUUAUUUCCGCAACCAGUACGGAGAUGAAUCCACACUUGCAUUCCAGAAGGCGCGCUACAACUUCAUUCGCAGCAUGGCGGCAUACAGCCUGCUGCUCUUCGUGCUGCAGAUUAAAGACAGACACAACGGCAACAUCAUGCUGGACAGCCAGGGACACCUCAUCCACAUUGACUUCGGCUUCAUGUUUGAAAGCUCUCCCGGUGGCAACCUGGGCUGGGAGCCGGACAUCAAGCUGACGGACGAAAUGGUGAUGAUCAUGGGUGGCAAGAUGGAGGCCACACCCUUCAAGUGGUUCAUGGAGAUGUGUGUCAGGGGUUACCUGGCAGUCAGACCCUACAUGGACGGCGUGGUCUCUUUGGUGAACCUCAUGUUGGACACCGGCCUGCCUUGUUUCCGAGGACAAACCAUCAAGUUGCUCAAGCAACGUUUCAACCCGGGUUUGAGUGAGAAAGAGGCAGCUUCCUUCAUCAUCAAGGUCAUUCAGAACUGCUUCCUCAGCAGCAGGAGUCGAACCUACGACAUGAUCCAGUAUUACCAAAACCAGAUCCCCUACUAAACGUUAGUGCCUGAGCAUGUGUACCGACCGAUAGAUGGCAUGUGUAAGUAUCUGUAUACGUGCCUUUUAUGUUCAACAUUAAUUGCAGAUUGUUCUUACAGUGAAUUGUUUGACGUAUUUCUGAUUUGAGUCACGAUUUUUUUCAAUGUAAUUUAUUGUUGGUAUUGACGCUGGCAUCUUGACUUGUGUGCACUUAAAUCUGAUGUUAGUUUGCACGCUCGCUUAAUACUCGGUGGCCAUUUGACAUGAUUUGUAACAUCUGUUGAUUCUUUCAGAGUAUAAAUGUACUGAGAUACUUAAGUAGCAGACCAAUGUGGCCUAUUCUGGCGUGUCGUACUUGAUCGUUCUACCGUGCUUGCUUUUAACGGACCGAUUCUUUCUUUUUAACACUGUGGACUUGCUUGUAUUGACGUUGGUCACAGUUGCCAUGGCGGUGAUGCACUAAAUUGUUGUUUUAUGUAUUUGUCAUUGCCAAAUGGGAGGGAGGUACGUUAACACACUUUAAUUUUGUCUUGUUUGGAUGAAGGUGACAAUUGAAUGUUGUUGCAUGACGUUCUCCACUAGCUUUUUGGUGAUUUCGUUUUUUGGGUUUUUUUGUUGUUGUUUUUUUUUGGUCAAACUUGCAGUACCCUCUCUGUUCACAUGGUUCUUCAUUGGAAUGUCACUGAUUGUAACGAGUCUGCCUAUCUUUGUACAUUUAUAACCACAGCUCGUUUUCUGUCUCUUUUUCUAUAUAUUUAUGAAUCACAAUGCAAAAGAUGUGAAAUCAAAUAAAGAUAUAUUCAUUUAUAAAAAAGCCCUU
Dunckerocampus dactyliophorus (ringed pipefish) is the source of this 7173-nucleotide messenger RNA. It is a transcript of the gene pi4kab, whose product is annotated as phosphatidylinositol 4-kinase, catalytic, alpha b. Gene Ontology annotation, cellular component: plasma membrane; cytoplasm. NCBI's taxonomy places the organism in Eukaryota, Metazoa, Chordata, Actinopteri, Syngnathiformes, Syngnathidae. The coding region runs from base 63 to 6371 and encodes 2102 amino acids. The record is from RefSeq and is a predicted model, not a curated record. Gene Ontology annotation, biological process: phosphatidylinositol phosphate biosynthetic process; phosphatidylinositol-mediated signaling. The transcript is spliced from 55 exons. Gene Ontology annotation, molecular function: 1-phosphatidylinositol 4-kinase activity.